AUGGGCUCCAUCUAUCGCUCAGAGGUGAUGAGCCUCUGCCAGAUCUUCUUACAAACGGAUUCCGCUUAUCAAUGCGUUGCAGAACUUGGAGAACUGGGACUUGUACAGUUCUUAGACUUAAAUGAAGAGAUGAACUCGUACCAAAGGAAAUUCGUUAACGAGGUUCGUCGUUGCGAAGAAAUGGAGAGAAAAUUAAAUUUCAUCGAAGCAGAAGUGGUGAAGGAUGAUGUAGAGAUCAAAGAUCACGAUGAGCACAUUCCAGCACCUCAGCCGAAGCAUAUGAUAGAAAUGGAGGCAAAUUUCGAAAAACUCGAGGAAGAACUAUUGUCGAUCAACACAAGUUCCAAGCAACUUAUAACGAACCACGUUCAACUGCUUGAAAUAAAAGCGGUUCUCGAAAAAGUUCAUCUUCUACUGGACGCAGGUACGAAACGCGAUGCUGCAAUGUCCAUCAGCGAAGCUGCUCGCGGCGAAGCUGGUCCUUUUACUAUCGGAAUCAAAAACGAAAUAGAGAAGGAGAAAAGGGACGAGAAUGAACUAAAGUUUGUCGCAGGUGUGAUCAGUCGUAAGAAAAAAGUCUCAUUCGAACGUUUCAUAUGGCGUUUCUGUCGGGGCAAAGUCUUUGUUCGUACCGCUGACAUCGAAGAGAGAACAGAAGUAUUCGACACAAAAAAGCCCGACAACAAAUCAGUAUUCAUGCUGUUCUUCUCCGGUGAACAGCUAAGAUCCAGAGUAACGAAGAUUUGCAACGGGUUCCAAGCAACUAUCUACAAUUGCCCUGAGUACACAUCAGAACGUGCUCAUUUACUUGGUCAAAUCAGUGCACAGGUCAACGAUAUGGAAAGCGUCAUCAGUAAAACGUUAGAGUAUCGCAGAAAAAUCAUUUUUGGAGCAUCGCUUAGUGUGAAAAGAUGGAGCAUUAUGCUUUUGAAAUUGAAAGCGAUUUUUCAUACGCUGAACAUGUUCUCCGUUGAUGUCACUCAUAAAUGUCUUAUCGCCGAAUGUUGGGUACCUACGGUCGAUCUACAGCUCGUGAAAAUGGCUCUACGUAAAGGAACGGACCAAUCCGGUUCCACCAUACAUGCAGUACUUAACGAAAUGGAAACACAUCAUACACCACCAACACAUUUUAAACUGAACAAAUUCACUCAAGGUUUCCAGAAUAUUGUCGACGCUUACGGUAUUGCAAACUACAGAGAAGUGAAUCCAGCUCCAUGGUCAAUUAUUUCCUUUCCGUUUCUCUUUGCUGUUAUGUUUGGUGAUUCCGGACACGGAUCGAUCAUGCUCUUAGCUGCUCUUGCCUUCGUACUAUUUGAAAACAAAUUGAUUUCGAUGAAGAUCAAGGAUGAGAUUUUCAACACGUUCUUCGGUGGUCGCUAUGUCGUACUUCUUAUGGGGAUAUUUUCUAUUUACACUGGACUUCUCUACAAUGAUAUCUACUCGAAAUCGAUAGAUAUUUUCGGAUCAUCGUGGAAAAAUCCAUACCCACAAUCACUACUUGCUCAUAUGGACGAGCAGGGUUACAAUAGCUCUCAAACUUUGGAUCUGACCUGGCCACCUGAACACUCUUUUGAUUCGAAUCUGGGACCGUAUCCAUUCGGUGUGGAUCCAGUCUGGAAUGUGGCUAAAAACAAAUUGAACUUCUUAAAUCCAAUGAAGAUGAAGACGUCAAUCAUUCUUGGUAUCAGUCAAAUGACUUUCGGUCUACUUCUAUCCCUCUGUAAUCACAUACACAACCGUUCCUUAGUCGACAUUUUCUUCGUCUUCGUUCCACAGUGCUUCUUCCUUGGAUGUAUUUUCGUUUAUUUAUGUGUCAUGGUAGUUCUCAAAUGGAUUUUCUUCUACGUAAAUCCUGCCUUCAUUUUUGGUCGAUUGUAUCCCGGUUCGAACUGCGCCCCAUCACUAUUGAUUGGUCUCAUCAAUAUGUUCAUGCUUAAAGGAAGAGAUCCCGGAUUCGUUCAACACGUCAACAGCAUAAAUGCCACCGCUUCCGUAAUAAUCAACAAUAAAAAUUAUACAUAUGAUGUAUACGAUCAAUGCUACUUACAACAAUGGUAUCCCGGCCAGGGGCUCAUAGAAGAAAUUCUUCUUCUUCUCGCCGUAGUUUCCAUUCCAAUUAUGUUAUUUGUGAAACCAUUCUACAUUCGAUGGCGUCAUAGCAGAGGAUUGCCGAUUGCUGGUGGGCAUGGACAUGGUGGGGGUGGCGAGGAUGAGGAGUUCAAUUUUGGUGAUGUGAUGGUUUAUCAAGCGAUUCAUACGAUUGAAUUCGCUCUCGGAUGUAUUUCUCACACUGCCUCAUACCUUCGACUGUGGGCACUGUCUCUUGCUCAUGCACAGCUUUCCGAAGUACUCUGGGAUAUGUUACUAGCGAUGGGUUUGGAAAUGGGUGGAUGGGCUGGUUCGGCGGCCAUAUUCAUUCUUUUCUUCUUCUUUGGAGUGCUUUCAAUUUCGAUUUUAAUUCUUAUGGAAGGUCUGUCCGCCUUCUUGCACGCACUUCGUCUGCAUUGGGUCGAAUUCAACUCGAAAUUCUAUGGAGGUACUGGGGUUGCAUUCGAACCACUUCACUUCACUCGACUUAUACGUAUGGCAGAAGGGCUAGAGCAAUAA
This is a messenger RNA of Necator americanus (New World hookworm), 2607 nucleotides long. RefSeq lists its product as uncharacterized. Gene Ontology annotation, molecular function: ATPase binding; proton-transporting ATPase activity, rotational mechanism. The coding region runs from base 1 to 2607 and encodes 868 amino acids. The record is from RefSeq and is a predicted model, not a curated record. Lineage: Eukaryota; Metazoa; Nematoda; Chromadorea; Rhabditida; Ancylostomatidae. Gene Ontology annotation, cellular component: plasma membrane; vacuolar proton-transporting V-type ATPase complex; vacuolar proton-transporting V-type ATPase, V0 domain. Gene Ontology annotation, biological process: vacuolar acidification; proton transmembrane transport. The transcript is spliced from 22 exons.